Molecule: messenger RNA, 2157 nt
Organism: Carya illinoinensis
Lineage: Eukaryota; Viridiplantae; Streptophyta; Magnoliopsida; Fagales; Juglandaceae
Product: ankyrin repeat domain-containing protein 13C-like
Exons: 2
Coding region: 109-1878 (589 amino acids)
Cellular component (GO): cytoplasm
Molecular function (GO): protein binding
Source: RefSeq, a predicted model, not a curated record
UACCCCCCUCCCUCCCGUUUUUCCACGACAUUCCCUUUACUAUCGUCAUCAAAGUCCACAACCAGAGCAGAGUAGAGCACUCUGCGAACUCACUCCAUUUUCCUAAGAAUGGCAAAGCACUCCGCGGCCACAACCACGUCGUUCCCCCAGAUCAAACCUGAGGACUACACUCAUAGCCCUGUCCACUACGCCGUCGCAGUCGGUGAUCACACCACCCUGUCUCGUCUCGUUUCCACCCUCCCUAAACUCGCCGACCCUGCUCAGAUCCACUCCGAGUCAGACUCUCUCUCUCAGGAACGACUCAGCGACCAGAUAUCCGCCUUGCUCGACCGCCGUGACGUGCCCUUCCGUGAGACCCCUCUCCACCUCGCCGUGCGCCUAAACGACGCCGUUUCCGCUCGCGCUCUCGCCCUUGCCGGUGCUGAUGUGUCCCUCCAGAACUCUGCGGGAUGGAACCCCCUCCAGGAGGCUCUCGUUCGCCGUUGCUCCGAAAUUUCUCUCAUCCUCCUCCGCCAGCACCACCGCUCAGCCUGGGCCAAGUGGCGUCGACGCUUGCCGCGUGUCAUCGCCGUGCUCCGCAGAAUGCGAGACUUUUACAUGGAGAUCUCCUUCCACUUCGAGAGUUCCGUCAUUCCCUUCGUCGGUAAAAUUGCUCCAUCCGACACUUAUAAAAUCUGGAAGCGCGACGGUAACCUACGUGCCGACACGUCCUUGGCCGGUUUCGAUGGCUUGAAGAUACAGCGCGCCGAUCAGAGCUUUCUCUUCCUCGGAGAUGGCGAUCAGAGCCACGACAUUCCCUCUGGCGCUCUCUUGGUUCUCAAUCGCGACGAUCGCAAAAUCUUCGACGCCUUCGAGAACGCUGGAGCUCCGAUGAGCGAGUCCGACAUUGCUGGCUUCUGCUCCCAGACAAGCGUGUACCGACCCGGUAUGGACGUCACCAAAGCCGAACUCGUAGGAAGGACCAACUGGAGGCGUCAGGAGAAAACGGAGAAUGUGGGAGAGUGGAAAGCCAAGGUCUACGAGAUUCACAAUGUGGUCUUCAGCUUCCGGUCACGUAAAGUCGCCGGUGGAGACUCUGACGUGGCAGGAAGUGAGCAGGUCCUUCCUCUAGAACUUGACGAGGACGACGACGGUUUUUUGGUGGCUGAGAAUCCGAAUUUUGGAUUUGCCCCUGAUCAGCGGAGACACAGUAGCUUUGUUAGAGAGGAGAGGGAAUGGGUGAUGAUGCCGAGGAAGAGCGUUGAUGUUCCUCCCUCGGCGCCGCUGGUGUCAAGGAGAGCUGCUUCGGCUGUGUCUGCGCCGCAGACUAAGGAGAAGGAGUACGUUCGGAGCUUGCGGCCGUCGGUCUGGUUAACUGAGCAAUUCCCGUUGAAAACGGAGGAGUUGUUGCCGUUACUAGACAUUUUGGCGAACAAAGUGAAAGCCGUGAGGAGGUUGAGAGAGUUGCUCACGACCAAGUUUCCUCCGGGAACGUUCCCGGUUAAGGUGGCAAUUCCGGUAGUUCCUACAGUUAGAGUGGUGAUAACGUUCACAAAGUUCGUGGAGCUCCAACCAACCGAACAAUUCUACACGCCGUUCUCAAGUCCCAGACACUUGUUUCAUGGAGGACGAGGAGGCCACUCGGAAGACGAUCAUAAAUCAGAUACCCACACCCCUUCAUUACCGUCGUCGUCGUCGUCGUCGUCUUCGACGUGGUUGCGGCGAAACAAUAGCCACUCGGUAUCGGCAAGCAAGCAACAGCAGCAACAACAGAAAAGUUCAGCGGCGGGGGCGCAUGAGUCGGAUCCUUUUGCCAUACCUAGUGGAUACACGUGGACUAGCGUGGACGAUAAAUCACGCAAAAUGAAGAAAUCCAAGUCCACGAGGAAAUCCAAGUAAUUGCAUCCUCCUGAAAAAUGGAGAGAAAUGGUAACCAAAAAGAUAGAUGGAGAGAAAAAAGAAAGGACAAAACCCAAAUCAUUAGAAGAAAAUGGUUUUACAAUUUACAUGCAUGGGGUUGGCAUGUUUGGUUAGUUGGUGAAUUUGAGUCGUGACUUGAUUUUUAACCAUCCCAUUUUAAUUAGGAGUUGUGCUAUGUUUAUAGAAAGAUUCGGCAACAUUACUUUUGAACCAAUUAGAAGUUUUCAUCGAAAGAUCAGAUGCUCCCAAUUUUGCUUA